Molecule: messenger RNA, 1181 nt
Organism: Hevea brasiliensis (rubber tree)
Lineage: Eukaryota; Viridiplantae; Streptophyta; Magnoliopsida; Malpighiales; Euphorbiaceae
Product: RING-H2 finger protein ATL74
Exons: 2
Coding region: 451-1014 (187 amino acids)
Biological process (GO): protein ubiquitination
Molecular function (GO): transferase activity
Source: RefSeq, a predicted model, not a curated record
UUAAUAUCUUCCUGUGUCUCUUUGGCGUAUUGACCCCUCCAAAGACUCCAUCCUCUUCGGACCACAAGACAAGGGUAAGGGUAGCUCUUCAAAGUGGACGCAGCAGCAAAGAAGGAAUAAUAAAGAAAGAUGAAAAAGCUCAUCAGCUCAGGGAGAAAAUUUAUCUGAUAUAUCAAGAAGCUGGAAUCCUGCAGAAAACGGUUCCCCAAUUGCCAUAACAGCAAUAUUACCGUUUCUUUUCUUGCUUUUCUCCUUAUCUUUGAGACAAAGAAGAUGCUCUUUCUGUGUCUUUUUCUAGUUGGAAUCUUUACAACAUUUCUUUGAACUCAAAAGAAACCUCUACAUUUCUGUUUCUGCCUCGAUUCAAACACACAAAUCCCUUCAAAACCUCUGGCCGUUAGUGGUUAAAGAAAAGACAAAGGAAAACUCCUCAACUGUGUUACCAAGAAUAUGCAUCCUCGUCUGCUCGAUGGAGAGCUAAGCGUGGCACCCGCCAAUGAGAACAGAACACGAGAUUCUUACAUUAGCGAUACCAAUUUCGACGCGAGCACGGUGAUUAUAUUGGCCGCUUUAUUGUGUGCGCUGAUUGGUGCUUUAGGAUUGAACUCUAUUGUGCGUUGCGCUUUGCGCUGUAGCAGAAAUUUUAAUCUCGAGACGCCAGAGCAAGCCGCAGCUCGUUUGGCUGCCACAGGGCUUAAGAAACGGGAUUUGCGCCAGAUUCCAGUGGCAGUUUAUGGGACCGGGGUGAAUAUUCCGGCAACGGAGUGCCCAAUUUGCUUAGGGGAGUUCGCUAAUGGAGAAAAAAUUCGGGUGCUUCCUAAAUGCAAUCAUGGAUUCCAUGUGAGUUGCAUAGACACAUGGCUUUUGUCACACUCCUCCUGCCCCAAUUGCCGGCUCUCGUUGCUUGAACACACGACGGGCGGUUCAGGUGCAGCUCCACAACAACAGAAUGCAGCAUGGGCGCCGGAGAAUGAUCGCCGACGACAAGCUAAUGUUGUUGUCGUUGUUGAAUAAGCAAAUUGAUAUUUGUGGGUUGUAGAAAGAUGCGGUAAUUGCGGUGGUGGAGGAUGGAAAUGGAAAUGUUUCUAUUUUAGAAGUUAUUUGUGUAAUUUACAGGCGAAAUUGCAAAUUAAGGAGAGUUUUAUUUUGGACGGUUGAGAAUUGAGAUACAAAUUGUCAAA